Messenger RNA from Perkinsus marinus ATCC 50983, 395 nucleotides. RefSeq names its product cak1, putative. Lineage: Eukaryota; Perkinsozoa; Perkinsida; Perkinsidae. Gene Ontology annotation, molecular function: cyclin-dependent protein serine/threonine kinase activity; ATP binding. Gene Ontology annotation, cellular component: nucleus. The annotation marks the transcript as partial. The record is from RefSeq and is a predicted model, not a curated record. Gene Ontology annotation, biological process: protein phosphorylation. The transcript is spliced from 4 exons.
GUGAGGGAACGUACGGUAAGGUGUUCUUGGCCAAGGACCUCUCCAAUGGCGAGGAUGUCGCAAUAAAGAGGCUGAAGACGGCAGCAGCAUCGGCUGGGACAAGUGGUGGUGGCAUUGGAGGAAUACACUUUACGUGUAUCAGGGAGAUGAAGGUCAUGAAAGCUGUUCACAGCGAGAAUGUCAUGUCGUUGGUCGAUGUUUUCGCAUCAAUUAACGAGGAUGAGGCAUCAGCUGAGGAGUCGGCAUCUACGGCAACCCCUAGGCACAAACAACCUCAAUUGUCAUUGGUCAUGAAGUUCAUGCAUUGUGAUCUGAAGAAAGUCCUAAGUUCGAGGAAUGUUACUUUAUCUUUACCAUGUAUUAAGGCUAUGGUAUACCAAAUAGUGUCGGCGUGA